AAUAGCUGAAGAACCUCAAGCGUGGCUUUAUAUUAAAACCUUCCAAUUUAGGUCUAAAAUAAUAAUUAUUUUUUUGUUUGAUGAACAACCAAAGUUCAUAAACGUGAUGAAAACCUCAAAUAUGUAAAUCUCAAUCCAUAUAAGCUUUUACUAGCAAUUUUUUUUUAAAACAACUUUUACUACUUGAUACCUAUAUUGCUCAGGUAAUAAAAUAAGAUAAAACCCAAAUCUUCAAUUCAUAAAACCAACUUCCAGACAUGAAUGAAGUUAAUUGGACUCAAACUUUCGGCCUGCAGUGUAUAACGACGAAGUAUACGAGCUAUUCAAUGGGUUUUCGCUAGUCAAGAAACUAUAUUAACAUCAACGUUCCAUAAAGUUUUCAAUCAUAAUUCAGAGCGUACAAAAAGCAGAGGUACUUUAGCACCUAUGAAGAACAAACUUUUAAUCAGAUCUCAAAGGGCUUGUGUUGCCAAAUAUGACUGGAUAUUGAGCUAGCCGGAAGAUACUAUUGAAUAUAGCGGAUCAGUGCGGGACCAGAUUAAAAGAAAUGUCUGCUGUUCAUCUUUAAAUUCGAAAAUGCGAAAUCAAAAAAUAGUAAAAACUGGAAAAUUGUCAGCACUAAAAAAAUAUAAUUAAUUAAUUUCAUUAUGGUGUGCCGAUUGUGCUUAACUGAUACUGGUCAAAGUAUUUUUAUAUUUAGUGAAGAAAAAAUCCAAAAGUAUAUUGCAAAGUUUUUACAACUUGAGCUCUCACCUGAAGAUACAAUAUCCAAAUUUAUUUGUUGUCCGUGUUGGGAACAAUUGGAUGGUUUUCAAAAAUUCUGUUUCCAAAUUGAAGAAGCUCAGAAAACUCUUCAAAAAGCCAAUGAAGAAGCAAAAGUUCCAACUAAAGAAAUUGAUUGCGAACCACCUCAAAGCGGGGAAAUAAGUUUUGAUACCUUUAAUUCAGAUAUAGGUCUAAAUCUACUAAAAGAAGAAAGUAUAGAAAGCACAUUCGAUGAUAACAGCGAUAUCGAUGAUGUAUUGUUCUGCCUGGACGGAGAUAAUGUAAAAGUUGAGUUACAUAACGAAGAGUCUACAACUGCAAUUGCAACAAAUCGUUCUCCUAAUACUAGUGAAUCUACUCCAACACAAAGAGUUACACGAAGGUCAGCCAUUCAAAAUGCUGAAACUGAAACAACUUCUGAAAUAUCACCAAAAAAGAGAAAAACCACUCGAGUUAAAAAAGAAGAAGUUGAAAAUCAGGACGAAAUAGAUGAAAAAGACGAACAAAAAGAACAAGAUGCAGAGAACAAAAAUACCGAUUCUGGAACAACUGCGAAAAGAAAAAGAGGUCGACCAAAAAAAGGUGAAGAAGUUACUCCGAAAAAGGUGAAAUCGGUUAAAUCUGAAAAAUGUUCGAAAAUCUUUCAAACUGCUAGAGAGUUUGAUGUUAUUAUAAAGCAACACAUGACUCUAUCGUGUGACGUUUGUUAUGUUAAAUUUGUUGAUUUUGCCGAAUUGAAGAAACAUUUUCGACAUGUUCACAAAAGCAGGGGCUAUGCUGUUUGUUGCAAUAAAAAAUUAUUCAAAAGAGGUUUGGUUGUAGAUCAUAUCAAUGUGCAUAAUAAUCCAGAACAUUUUAAAUGCACAAAGUGUGAUAAGGUGCUAGCUGAUAGAAUGUGCCUUCGCAAUCAUGACCUUUUGUUCCACCAAAACGAAGAAUCCUUAAUCUAUCAAUGCGAGCAUUGUCCUGAGAAGUUUGCCAAAAAGUAUUUAUUGGAUCAUCAUAAUGUUAAACAUAUUCGAAAGGACAAAACCAAAUUGCAAUGUCCCACCUGUGGAAAUGGUUUCCUUACCGAUGCAACAUUGCAGAAGCACAUACAAAAAAUCCAUUCUACAGAUUAUGACAAUAUUUGUGAAAUCUGUGCCAAGAUUGUUCGUGGCAAUGCCGCUUUUGAGAGGCAUAUGAAAGAGCAUGAAGGCAUUGUCUUGCCACGGUUUCAAUGUAAUAUAUGUGGAAUGUGGCUAAAGACUAAACGUAUUUUGGUAAAACACAUUGAAAAACACGAUGGCAGAACAUACCCUUGCAAAGUUUGUGGCAAGCAUUCGGCAUCGAAGAGUGCUUUGCAAAGUCACAUGAGUUAUGUGCAUGAUUUAUCACGAAAAUAUAGUUGCACGCUUUGUGAUAAGUCAUUUAAAAAAGCUGUUGCUCUUAAAGAACACAUGACAACCCACACCGGAGAAGUACUUUACACAUGUCCGCAUUGUCCAACAACAUUCAAUUCUAGAGCCAAUAUGCAUUCGCAUCGAAAGAAAAAGCAUCGAGAAGAAUGGGAAGCCAACAGACUUUUGCUUAAAAAAGAACUUUUAGAAAAACCAGCAGAAUAGAAAUAAUUUAUUUGGAUACUGCUUAUUAAACUUAAUUGAAAGAUAUUUCAGAAUUAUUGUAUUUAUAGAAAUUUCUAGAUGAACAUGUUUUUAUAAUUUGAUUUUAUUAAAAUAAAGUAAGAUAAAAUUUUAAUGUAUACAAAA
Molecule: messenger RNA, 2513 nt
Organism: Episyrphus balteatus (marmalade hoverfly)
Lineage: Eukaryota; Metazoa; Arthropoda; Insecta; Diptera; Syrphidae
Product: transcription factor grauzone-like
Exons: 8
Coding region: 648-2369 (573 amino acids)
Biological process (GO): regulation of transcription by RNA polymerase II
Cellular component (GO): nucleus
Molecular function (GO): DNA-binding transcription factor activity; zinc ion binding; RNA polymerase II cis-regulatory region sequence-specific DNA binding
Source: RefSeq, a predicted model, not a curated record